CAAUCUCGAAUUUCGUAGGAGUCACUGUUCGGCGGGUAACCGCCGAGCUUGAAAAGACGGACAACGUUCAGUACCACAGAAAGCCGGAAUUGUACACACUACGAUGAUGUGUACGUCGACAACAACGGAUAAUAAUCGGAUUAUUUAAAAAAAUAUGUUGUACAUUUGUGUCUAGUCAUUAUUUUAGUGUUGUUAUUAUUAUAAUUAAUUUUUCAUUAUGCGACAAACACGUUGAAUACAAAUUACUCGUUAACUGAUAAAUCAAAAUACAUGAUUCUAUCUAAUUCAAACCACAAUUAUUUUUAUCGCAGUGUUUGACUACGUUGAAUCUUCUUUUCUGGAUUUACAAUAGUUUAUAAUUCUCCAGAUGCACGGUAUGGGUGUAAAACAGCCAGAUCAAGGAAUAAUACCCACAAACAAGGAUAAUGGCCGUAGUAGAAGAAAAUCUCGAUGGAAACUCAAAUUUCAUCAUCAAGCUUUACCACCAGAAUAUUUAAACCACUACGAAUCAUCUAUGAUGACUCCACAACUAUCCCACGACGUUUCUCAACCAACUUCACCUGUACCUUCAAUUUGUACUUUUAAAUCUAAACUUCCUCCGGAAGCUCAAACUAGCGUUCGUUUUGACGAUUUACCAUACAUGGGAGAGAUGACGUUGGACAACGCUAAACCAAGGAGAGGACGUAAACCAAAGAAGGCUGAUAUUUGUCAUUUAAUUUACAAGAAUUAUGGAACCACAGUGGUAGAAGAGCCAUUAAAUUUAUGUGUAAGAGACCAAGUUUGUCCAGUAAAUGACUAUAAUAUGAACAUUAGUGGGCCAUCGGGUUCUGUAAUACCAGAAUCCGUAAAUUAUCUUCCCUUUAAAGAUCCAAAACGUAAAAGUAAAAAAUCAUUGGCUAGAGAGCGUCUUGAAAAAACCUUUAAAGAAAAAGGUUUUUUAAUACAAACUCAACAAUUAGAAUCCGCUCAAGGAGCUACGUACUGCAAAUUUAGGCAAUUGAGAAAGUUUACUAGAUAUUUAUUUAGAAGUUGGAAACAUCAUUUACCGGGUGAUGUCGUAGAUACUAACCCCAAUAGUCAAAUUACAUGAACAAAAUUAAACGUUUCCCAAAAUCAUUUAAAAGUAUUGAAAUUUUACGAUUUCGCAAGCAAUGAACGUUCUUGGUUCUUUUAUUGAUUAUACAAAAUAAAUAUUUUGGUAAAAUAUUAAAAUUUUUGUAUUCAAUUCAUAGUGACUCUUUUGGUUUCUAAACCAAAUUUUUAUUUAGUUAUUAUAUACCUUUAAAAGGUAUAAAUGUGACCUAAAUUUAAUAAAGGGUAGGAUAUAUUCCAAUGGAGGAUAUCCUCAUUGAACGCUUCUGUAAGUGCAAUAAACAUAAAUAAAUUGAAUGAUAUGCUCAAAAAAAAAAAAAA
Messenger RNA from Daktulosphaira vitifoliae (grape phylloxera), 1413 nucleotides. RefSeq lists its product as uncharacterized. The coding region runs from base 368 to 1090 and encodes 240 amino acids. The record is from RefSeq and is a predicted model, not a curated record. Lineage: Eukaryota; Metazoa; Arthropoda; Insecta; Hemiptera; Phylloxeridae. The transcript has 4 exons.